Molecule: messenger RNA, 3211 nt
Organism: Astyanax mexicanus (Mexican tetra)
Lineage: Eukaryota; Metazoa; Chordata; Actinopteri; Characiformes; Acestrorhamphidae
Gene: esyt3
Product: extended synaptotagmin-like protein 3
Exons: 23
Coding region: 201-2759 (852 amino acids)
Biological process (GO): lipid transport
Molecular function (GO): lipid binding
Source: RefSeq, a predicted model, not a curated record
GCAAUACGGAAGCGUGAGAGAGCUGCUUGUGCUUUACUUCACAGCGCAUCUCCAUCCAGCAGCUCAGCGCCCACCACAGACAUGCAGCCCACCUGCACCUCCUGACCUCUUCCUGACCUGAAACCUUUCCUCAACAAAUGACCCAAAGCCAGGAAACCAAACCAUCACCAUAACCAGCAGCAGCAGCAGCAACAGCCAGCAUGAGUUCCCCUGACAGCCCUGAGCGCCUCACCCCCAGUGAUGUGAGCCACGUCCUGCUGGAGUUUCUCAUGUACAUGGGCAAGGCCAUCCUGCUGCUGUACCCCGUCUACCUGACGGGCUCCCUGGGCCUGAGCAUUAGCUGGGUUCUGCUGAGCCUCCUGGUCUGGAACAUGUGGGAGAAGAACCGCAAGCACAAGGAUGUGAGGAUAGACACAGCCAUAGACUUCUUGGAGAACGAGUUCAAUGUGAUCAAGGGUGAAAUGAAGACCCUCAACAGCCCUGCCUGGAUUCAGUUUGCUGAUGUUGAGAAGGUUGCCUGGAUCAACAAGAUUCUUCAUCAGGCCUGGCCGUUCUUUGGCGUCUUCAUGGACAAACUUCUCAAGGAGAGCAUUCAGAAGUCCCUUCAGGAAUCCAGCCCUCACUUCAAAACCUUCAAAUUCACCAAGGUCCACUUCGGACAGAGGGCUCCAACAAUUACAGGAAUACGAGUGUACACACAUGAAGUAGACAAACGGGAAGUCAUCCUGGACCUAAACAUUGUUUACACGGGGGAUAUGACCAUUAAUGCAGAUGUGAAGUCGCUUGCAGUUGGACUCAAGGAACUUCAGCUUCAGGGGAUGCUCCGCGUCAUCCUGGACCCUCUGAUUGGCCAAGCCCCGCUUGUGGGUGGGGUCACCAUGUUUUUUAUCCGCCGCCCUAACUUGCAUGUAAAUUGGACUGGGGUGACCAAUCUUCUGGACAAUCCUGCAUUCCGUAACUUUUCAGAAACGGCCAUCUUGGACGUCAUCGCAUCCAUCAUGGUCCUGCCGAACCGCCUCUGUUUCCCACUGGUAGACCAAGUCAACAUGGACCAAAUGAGGUUCCCUCUGCCCAGAGGCGUGGUGCGUGUUCAUGUAGUGGAGGCUCAGGAUCUGGUUGCUAUGGAUACGGUGAUGAUGGGUCUGGUGAAGGGUAAGUCGGAUCCAUAUGCAGUUCUGAGGGUUGGCAAUAAACGCGUCCAAACGAAGACCAUCAAGGAGACCCUGAACCCUCGCUGGAAUGAAGUGUAUGAGUUUGUGGUUCAUGAAGCUCCUGGUCAAGACCUUGAAGUGGAGCUUUUUGAUCAGGACACAGACAAGGAUGACUUUCUGGGCAGGUUCAAUCUGGAUUUGGGGGAGGUGAAGAAGGAGAAAGAAAUUGAUAAGUGGUUCAGCCUGCAGGACAUUCAGAGUGGAAAGAUCCAUAUGAAGCUGCAGUGGUUGUCUCUGCAGACGGAUAAGAAUCUACUGAAAGAGGCCACUGAUGGCUGUGCUUGUGCCAUGCUUGCUAUACGCCUAGACAGCGCCUCCGCACUGCCUAAAGACCAAAGUGAAUUCAGCCAGCCUGAUAAACCCACGAAGCAUGCAAAAGAUUCAAAGCUCACAAGAAGACAAACCAACCCCAGCUCCUAUGUGAAGUUCUCCAUAGACCAGCAGAGCCAGAAAAGCAAGAUUGUGUACAACUCCAGAGAUCCUGUGUUCGAGGAGUGUUUCACAUUCUUUGUGCAUAAUGUGGAAAGCCAAGUGCUUAACAUUCAGGUGAUGGUGCCUGAGAAGAAAACCUCUCUGGGCGUGCUCACUCUGCCCCUCAGCCGGCUGCUCAAUGCUUCUGACUUCACUCUGGACCAGCGAUUCCAGCUGGAGCGAUCUGGAGCCAACAGCCAUCUGAAGAUGAAAGCUAUUCUCAGGGUCCUGAAGCUGGAGAAGCCCAAGCCCAAAGUAGAGACUCCUCCAGCAGCCAAUCUGCAAAAGGGACUCAAUGACAAACCCCAGCAAGUCCAACCAAAGCCCACCCAACAGCAGCCCCAACCUCAGCCUCCAGUUCAGUCCUCCCAGCCUGUGCAGAAGGUGCCAGCCUCCACACUGCCCCAGGAACCUGCAGCUACCAUGGAUGGCCCAGUCUUGAACAGCUCCUCAAGUGUGCACCAGACAGCGUACGUCCCUCACUCCCGAAGAGGCUCCUUCCUGGCUACGGAUGGACGACGCUCCAGACCCACCACUCCAUCCCGCAUUCGCCGCUACGACUCUCACAGCCUUCUGUCUGAGAACUCCAUUGCUUCUUCCCGCUUGGACCUUGCCGACAGCACCCCAUACCCAGAAGCCCUCUUAAAUCAUCAAGGAAGCUUUGGCCAGAUCCAGCUGACUAUUCGUUAUGCCACUCUGAGGAGCAAGCUUAUUGUGACAGUCAAUGGCUGCAGGAACCUGUUCCAGUGCAAUGACAGUGGUUCGGAUACCUAUGUUCGCAUUUACCUUCUACCAGACCAGACAUGGAAGCACCGCAUGCGCACACAAGUGAAGAGGAGGACUGUGGAACCUGUGUUUGAAGAGAAGUUUGAGUUUUCUGUGCCGUUGGAGGAUGCCAAGUGCAGGAUGCUGGAUGUUUCUGUGAAGAACAAUCGAAUGUUCACCACCAGAGAACGAAAAGAGAUCGGGAUGGUGCUGAUUGAUCUGUCUAAGACAGAUAUUGUGAAAGGUUCCAUUGAAUGGUAUGAACUCUCUCUCCCUGGACUAAAGAAAAAUGAAGAUCAACCUUCCACAUGAUCAGACUGUUACAGAUUUCUCCAUAUUCUACAGCUGUGUUUACAAAUUCAGUGCACAACUACUUUUUCCUGAUUGUAUAGAUUUAAUAUUUUUACUUUAUUUAUUGUAGGGAUGGAGGUUUAUUUAGUUAUUUGUCAUUUUGCACUCUCUUCUCAAAAAAAAAAACUAGACUAGUGUUUUAGACUAAAAACACUGUAUAAUAUUGUUACUGUCCAACAAAAGCAUGUAUCUUUAAAAGGGUGAUGAGAAGUCAAAAGUGCUUGUAUGUAAAAUAUGAGUUUAUUAAUAUAUUUAAAGCAUUUCUAUUUACCUGUUUAUACAGAAUUAUUGGAAAGCAGAGAUAUUUAUAUCUUUCAUAAACUUUCCACAUUAUGGGCAAAUGGCACUCUGUGAGAAUUUUAUGGUAAGGAUUUUUAUGUAUGUAAUGUUAAUUAAAGUUGAAUCUGAAUGUG